Punctularia strigosozonata HHB-11173 SS5 is the source of this 662-nucleotide messenger RNA. RefSeq names its product winged helix DNA-binding domain-containing protein. Gene Ontology annotation, cellular component: ESCRT II complex. The record is from RefSeq and is a predicted model, not a curated record. Bases 1 to 576 code for a protein of 191 amino acids. NCBI's taxonomy places the organism in Eukaryota, Fungi, Basidiomycota, Agaricomycetes, Corticiales, Punctulariaceae. Gene Ontology annotation, molecular function: structural molecule activity; protein homodimerization activity. Gene Ontology annotation, biological process: protein transport to vacuole involved in ubiquitin-dependent protein catabolic process via the multivesicular body sorting pathway. The transcript is spliced from 6 exons.
AUGCCUUUCUCCCCGCACACGACCGCCUCAGGCUACAUACUUCCAUCAAUACAUUCCGCGCCUCCUUUCUAUACCCAACAGUCGACAGCACAACUCCAAGCUCCGUUCACCGAUAACUGGAUAAAGAUUAUCCUAGGAUAUGCGAGACACCGACGCUUAUUCACGCUACGCAUAGAAGAUGCUGAGGUUCCCGGAGGAGACUGGGAUGAGGUCUUGCGGAACCCGAGGAUAAACCGACGCGUGCAGCCGCAAUACCUCGCGUAUAUCCUGUCCGAGUUGGUGAAACGGAAGCAGGCGGUAUACGAUCCACCGCGGCAAACACGGUCGGUUAUCCUGUACUGGCGGCUUCCCGAGGAGUGGGCAGAAGUGCUGCACGAAUGGGCAACCAAUUCAGGGCAGCUCAACACGAUCCUCACGUACCAGGAAAUUACAGAACCUCCGGUUCCGUCGCCGCUGUCGAACGUGCCUCUUCAAGUUCUACGCCAGGCGAUAGGCAUACUCUCCAAGAAUGGACGAGCUCAGACGAUUUCGGUCGCAGACGGCGAGGGCGUGCGGUUCUUUACAGGCCAGAUAUAGCUGAGGCAAUGAAGGCUGAGUUUUGGUCGUGUAUGUAUCAUUUUAGAUAGUGAUGUAUAUUUCUGCAAUGAUCAUCGCCAUUUUCC